GCCACCCCCAUCACCUUAUGUUGAAAAAAGCGGCAGCGUUCUCCAUGGAAACCACAGCCCUCUGAGGCUGUUGCAGCUAAUCCUCAGGAGCUUACUCAACUCUUACUCCUCGUAAGAGGGUUUUAGCACCAGCACCAAUGCCCAGGAAUUCUCCCCAAACAAGCUGCGGAUCUUCUGUCUAUCCCACCGGAGGAGGAAAACAAACCUAGUAGCAGCAGCUGAGAGGAGCAGAGGGGAGAACGCUUCGUCCGGCUUUGGCUGACCGUUCAGCACUGUGAGGGUUGGUUCAGAUAGAGGCGUGCCCACCGAGCCCUCCUGUCCUCCACCAGAUCAGGCAGGCCUAUUAUCAACGCCUCCGUCAGCUCUUCUUUUCUGGAAGCUUUCAGCUCUCUCUUAUCAAUCACCUUGAUCCAAAUUCCUCUCUCAAAUUGCGUUUGUGUCCGUCAUCUCCUUGUUGUCUCGAGCUCUAAGCCAGUCCUGGGAGCUUGAGGGAGUCAGACAGCCUUGGUAGGAACAUGCACUUCCGGAGCAGCGCUCCCACUUUGCUGCUGUGGCCGCUGCUUCUGUGUCUAGUGGAGGUGGGAGGGCAGAAGCAGGGGUACCUGCAGGAAGCUGUCAGGGCCUUGGAUCUGCCCCUAGGUACCAACGACGAGCCACAGCUCCAAAAGAACCACGUUGGAAUCCUGAUCACCAAGCUUCUCUGGGAGGUGCGCUGUGCAGAGCGGACUGGCCCCUCUCAGGAUGUCUGUGACAAGUGCCUGACACCAGAUGUAGCGCUCUCUGUGCUAGAGCAUGAUGGGAAGGCUUACCUUACUGAGGAAGAUUAUGAGCGGAUCUCCACUGUUCUGCUGUACUACAUAAUUAACUUGCAAGACCUGUGUGUGUCAAAUGCUGCCUCCUUUUCCUCGUCCUCCUCCUUUGGGAACUUUCAGUAUUACAUUUUGGCCCUGACCAACCUACACCCGGCUGAAGACAACCACUUCCUAUCAUCAAGUGAAACACAAAGUAUUCUGCAGCUCAUCAACCAGAACUACAACCCCUCCAAUCAAGACGCCUCUAAUUUGCAAUGUAUGGAUGCCGCUCACCUCUUUCAAGAUGUUAACGUCCAAGAAAAUCCAGGUGCUGGUGUGUCUUCUGUGCCUAAACUAGCAGCUGCCAUCAUCAGCCAUAUCCUGCAGGGCCACUGUUUCAGACAGACGGACCUCCCGUCCCCGGCUUUCUUUACCGACUACAUCUUUCAAUCCCUAAACUGCACAAGUAACCUACAGAUAAAAGAUUUAGAGCAGUUGCUUUAUCAGCUGGGAGUAGGACAGGAAGCAGCAUCACACUCUCACAACAGGAAGAGGCGGAGUUCACAGAAAAGGACUGGACCGCCGCUGGAUGGUUUCAACCAUCAAACUGGUGAAAUGAGCAGAGACUGGGCGCAGGUAUGUUUUUCAGCCAAUCAGCUGGUGGAUAUUUUUGCUCUGAGUCCUCAUUUGCCAAUUUCCAAGGAGCACCUCAGACAAAUGUGCCCAGCCAUCAUUCAGCAGUUGCUAGGCAAUGCCUGCGAGUCUGCAGAGCAAAAAAGAACAGGAUCUUUGCCCACCGCUCUUGAGAAAUAUGGCUACAGCACGGCUGCCGUCCUGCUCAUCACCGUGGGCUCCAUGCUGGGUAUCUGCCUGAUCUUCUUCAACUCCUGCCAGGAAACCUACACCCUCAUCCUGCAGCUGUUUGUGGGCCUGGCGGUGGGAACCCUCUCAGGAGAUGCACUCCUGCACCUCAUACCACAGAUCCUUAGCCUCCAUGAUGACACUCUCAGUCAUGAGGACGAUCACUUUACAGAAGGAAAGGAGUAUCUGUGGAGGAUUCUGGGGAUUAUUGCAGGGAUCUACAGCUUUUUCCUCAUUGAAAGAAUCUUUUCCUUUUUUGUUACUUCUCAUGGCCAUGGUCAUAGUGACCUACCCUUAGAGCUCAACUGCAAUGGCCAGUCACAGAGGGGCAAGUCUAUCUCCACCAUACAGCUGGGCCCAGUGGAUGACUUGGAGUGUACAGAUGUGUCUCCCGAACACUUGGGCGGAAUGAGUCCUUCACAUCAUAAACAAGGGGUUCCUCUGCUGGCUGUGAUGGUAAUUGUGGGAGACAGCCUUCAUAACUUUGCCGAUGGCCUGGUUGUCGGGGCCGCCUUCUCCUCUUCAGCUGAGACCGGCAUGGCGACCACCGUGGCCAUCCUGUGCCACGAGAUCCCACACGAAAUGGGGGACUUUGCAGUGUUGUUGAGCUCUGGACUCUCAGUGAAGACUGCUGUGCUAAUGAACUUUCUCAGUGCUCUGACGGCCUUCAUGGGCCUUUACAUCGGACUGUUUGUGUCCUCGGAGAUGGAAGUGCAGCGAUGGAUCUUCGCUGUUACUGCUGGGAUAUUCCUCUAUUUGUCACUGGUAGAAAUGCUUCCAGAGAUGAGUCGAGUGAAGACCGACAGACCAUGCCUCAUGUUUCUCCUACAGAACCUCGGCCUGUUGAUGGGUUGGGCUUGUCUUCUGCUUCUUGCACUCUUUGAGCAUGAACUCAAAUUCUAAAUAUACGUGAGUCACAGGUUUGAGCCAAAACAAAUGUUGACUUGUUUUCUAGUGUUUUUUGUUGUUGUUUUUUUUAUUUAAAGUGCUAGUGCUAGCUAUUUUAUGAGGUUUUAGUCUCUGCACUGGAUGAUAAAUGUACGAUAGCUGUUUGAAUCCUUUUUUUUAUUGAUGAUUUAUUUUUGUAUGUUAGGUAUCUGGACACUAAAAUGUUAAAACUCUAAUAAUGACCUUAUUUGGCAAAUUCAUUUACAAUUGUGCACAUUUGUUGUUUUGUGAAAUUUCAACGUUGCUUCAGACAAUCAAAUCCUUUGAUUUUAAAGUCAUGUCUGACAAGCAAAAUAUAAAGUAUUGCAAAUCUA
Messenger RNA from Etheostoma spectabile (orangethroat darter), 2914 nucleotides. RefSeq names its product zinc transporter ZIP12. Gene Ontology annotation, molecular function: monoatomic cation:bicarbonate symporter activity; zinc ion transmembrane transporter activity. NCBI's taxonomy places the organism in Eukaryota, Metazoa, Chordata, Actinopteri, Perciformes, Percidae. The coding region runs from base 516 to 2555 and encodes 679 amino acids. Gene Ontology annotation, biological process: intracellular monoatomic cation homeostasis; zinc ion import across plasma membrane. Gene Ontology annotation, cellular component: plasma membrane. The record is from RefSeq and is a predicted model, not a curated record. The transcript is spliced from 13 exons.